GGUUCCUGGCGACCGAUUGGACACAUGAGACCAUCAUCACCAUUGUUGGACUCGGUGCGAGAUCAGUUUGAAGACUAUGAUCAACUCGCAAAGGACUUCACUAGAGUGUUCCUUAAUAAUUCAGCGAAUAUGACGCUAAACGCCAGUCUUUUCGACGUGUCCUUCCUCGUGCCGGGACAGCAAAAACAAAAAGUCCGAUUCAUCGGCGUUAGAGCAAUUCUAGCAGUAAGAAGCAGAGUGUUUCAAGAAAUGUUAUACGGAAUUCAAGCGGGCUUCGGAAGCCCGCAAGUACCAGUUGCUGAAUUACUGGCAAGACCAGCGCCGACAUUGCUUAGCCCGCAGAAGCCGAAGAGUUCGAAUUUCCUUCAAGUUCCCGAUAUGGAGAGUCCUAGGUACGUUUUAAUAAUUAAGAUCGUUGUUGUUAUUGUUGUUAUUUCGGAAUAUUUAUUUAUUAGUCUCAUGAAUCCAUGAAUUCGAAAUUGUUGAUGUCGAAGUUUGCUCGUUAAAGUGACAUAUUGCGUCAUUACGAAAACGGAUAACUUCGAGAUCAAAGUCGUUAGACAAAUCUGCAAAAUACGGUUGCAAAACUGAUUGGCGAAUUGAGAGUUCGCUUAGGACAUUGGCUACGGACUUAAUAGAAUCUCAAUCGAAGAUCGAGCAAGAAAAAUAUCUUAUGCGAGAUAGAGAUUGGAUUUCUCUAAUGAGAGUAGAUUGGAAAUCUCGCUUGAACGGUGAGACUAAUGCCUGCGAUUCUCAGUGUCGAAUGUUUCUUUCGUAUUUAUAUCGUUACUUAAUCGUAAUAUAUGUAUCUUUUUCACGGCACAUCCAUGUCUCCUAUCCUCACGGCACCGCAUGAUUACCUUGUAACCUUUUUGUUUAUUACCGUAUGAUGCAAAAAGUAUAAAUUUAAUCAAACCAUGUAUCGUGUAUAUUGAAC
This is a messenger RNA of Pogonomyrmex barbatus (red harvester ant), 937 nucleotides long. It is a transcript of the gene rsh, whose product is annotated as Rap GTPase activating protein radish. The record is from RefSeq and is a predicted model, not a curated record. Gene Ontology annotation, molecular function: GTPase activator activity; protein binding. Gene Ontology annotation, cellular component: cytoplasm. NCBI's taxonomy places the organism in Eukaryota, Metazoa, Arthropoda, Insecta, Hymenoptera, Formicidae. Gene Ontology annotation, biological process: regulation of small GTPase mediated signal transduction.